AUGGACAGGUGCGAGAUGGAAAAGAGCAACAGCGAAGAAGGAAAAGAACGGAACGCAGACAAAACCACACCAACGACGGGCUGGGCCCUGAGUGGGGAGGAGAUUGGCGAGCAGGGGAUCGCAAGGCCUGAUGGUGAGACUGCCCCGUCCAAGGGCCUGGGCAGAGGGCUAGGAGCGCCUCCCGCCGCCCCGUCCAGGCCGUGUGCACGCGUUAGGCCCGACCUCGCAGCUCUAGUCCCUUGGCUGGUGGACAGCGCCAAGCCAAUAAAGGGCUGCCGCCGGCCAACAGCAGGAGCUGGGGCUAGAGAUGGCGGGCAUGCCAUGGCCGAGAUCAGCCCGCAACCUCAGCCGCAGGUGGAGAAGGUGGAGAAGACUGCCCCAAAGAGGCUGUGCAAUUUCGCCCCCUGCGGGACUGAUUGCACACCACAGACGCCGUCGGGGUGCUCUCCCUCCAGUGUUGUUGCUCCACCCAGGACCCAGGACCCAGGAGGACUCAUUGUUCACGGCUCUGCUAGAGAAAAGAAGCUCCGAGGUGGCAAUCGUCACAAGGCUUGUUUCCGGGAUCAGAUGGAACGGCGGUUUGUCACAUUUCACGCGCCCAAGAACAAGAUUUAG
Messenger RNA from Gaeumannomyces tritici R3-111a-1, 615 nucleotides. RefSeq lists its product as hypothetical. The transcript is spliced from 3 exons. The record is from RefSeq and is a predicted model, not a curated record. Lineage: Eukaryota; Fungi; Ascomycota; Sordariomycetes; Magnaporthales; Magnaporthaceae. The coding region runs from base 1 to 615 and encodes 204 amino acids.